Messenger RNA from Aedes albopictus (Asian tiger mosquito), 3399 nucleotides. Its product is annotated as nose resistant to fluoxetine protein 6-like. The record is from RefSeq and is a predicted model, not a curated record. Lineage: Eukaryota; Metazoa; Arthropoda; Insecta; Diptera; Culicidae. The transcript has 4 exons. Bases 1223 to 3202 code for a protein of 659 amino acids. Gene Ontology annotation, molecular function: acyltransferase activity, transferring groups other than amino-acyl groups.
UUGCUGUGUCGUUGAAAAGAAGGGGCAUGGCGUUUUCAACUCAUUUUUAGUUGUAGCGAUGGCUAUGAACUUAUAUAGAGUUGUUUGUAUAGAGAAGACGAAGCAAGUGGAUAGAAUGAUACCAAGUAAGAGGAAAGGAAUAAUACUGGAGUUGAAACCAGGACCUUCUGCCUGCGAAUCAGAACCGGAAGCUUUAUCCACCAACAAACCCGUCCGUUUACCUUUGACUCUCACUAGCGAUAGAUAACAGAAGUCGUGAAAUCCAAAAAUGUACCGGUAUACUGUUAGACUCUAGAAGAACGGCAGUCAAAUGUGAUUCGAUUCCUUAUCAAGUAUGGAUCCCCACUAUGUACAAUUUUUCGCGAUUCAGACCAUGUUCGAUGAAGACUUGCAGACACUUGACGUAUGCGUAUCAGAGCGACGCGUGCCUUGGAUGAUCCUGGCGAUAGAACAAGCUAUUUUCGACUGUAUCCAAAGAUAUCUUUAAGCUUAUCUGUUCAUAAAAAUGUCUAUAUUUCAAAAGGGGAAACACAUUCGAUCAAAGUCCGCGGACAAUGCUUCCCACUAGACGGCAUCACAGGAAGUACUGAAUCACUUAAAAAUAUGCUAGAUAUCUUAUCGCCAUUUCUCAUUUACUAAUCGUGCGAUAAACAAAUCUUAAUUGAUUGCUAAACAUAAUCCACAGCACCGUGCACAGUGGAUUCAUCUUCACCUAGUCGUUGAGUGCGUUGGAUAAAGUUAGUCAUAUGCACCUCAAUGCUAAUCCAGGCAUUUUAUCUGUCCCAACGAUAAAUAUACUACAGAAGAUAAGUUCAUUCAUGAAUCGUCUGCUGUUCGCCGAGACUUUGGCUGCAAACUCAGCUCCCAUUGGUUUUUGAACCUCUCGGUACACCACCGUAUAUCUCAUUACGUAUUCUUUGAUUGAUUAUAAUUAUCGCGUAGGUCGAAACCGGUUUGGGGGUUCGUAAUCCCCUCUGCGGUUAAGUUGUACGGAUUGAACUGACUGUUUUGGCUUCCGUAAAGCUUUGCACCUUCCUCCAGGGGGCGAUGGAAAACUCACAAGCACACACUAUCUUAUCAAUCUCCCAUUUCGACUGCCGGUUUCCAUAAAUUUAUACAACAAUUGGGUCCGUGAAUCAUUAGUGCUCUAGUGACCGUGGUGUUGAGUUGAGCGGAAACGCUGCUUCCGAUUGGAACUCGUGGGAAGGACAAGGUCGGCAAAAUGUGGUCAACUUGGCUACUUCCAUUGACCCUGCUGAGCAGUGGCACAGUUCCGGUAGAAAAGGUUGAACACCAGCAGACGAACGGUAGCCGCCACGGGUUUCGAAACGUGGAGAUCAGUGUCGAGGAAAUCCUGCUGUUGAACCGGCAUUUCGUGGACUAUCUGGCGGCGAUAGAAGGCCAAACUGUUCAGGGUCCUAGCGAUCGACAGUGUGCGAUCACCUUGCAGCAGUUGGCCGUGGGUUAUCUGGAUCGUGACAGGAUCGGGUUGGAGUGGUUCGAUUCCUGGGGAAAGAUUCCGUCCGGAUUGUACCAUGAAAAUGGUAACGCACUGGGAAACGUUGAUCAGUGCCGUGGGAUUGAGCAAAUCCGGAUGCAGCAUUGUACAUUCAUCGGAGCGUUUCCAAGUGGUAUGGCACCGUUGUUUUCGGGAUUGUGUGUUCCACAUUCCUGUAGUCCGGACUUUGUACAGCAGCUGUAUGGAGAUUACUUGAACAGCCAAGGAGGCAUGGUGGUACCGAUGUUCGAGCAGGAGUCGCUGUGUAUUAGGGAUGAAGAAGUGCGGUACGAUGGAGCCAUGAUUACAGCCAUUGUCAUCAGCUCCAUUAUAGGCCUGUGUGUUUUGAGCAGCACGCUGUACGAGCUGAUCCUACUAGCAAUGAAGCGUGAGAUCAAUCCAUUGUACAGUUCAUUCUCCUUACUGGGAAACGUGAGAAGCAUUCUACACCUGGUGCCACGAGUCAAAAGCGCACAGCAGAAAUCCAGUAUGAUCGAGUGUGCCCACGGCAUCCGAUCACUGUCCAUGAUCUGGAUCAUAGUGCUUCACGUACACGACAUGUCGAACACCGUGCCGUGGGAGAACGAUCCUGCGCGGGUGGAAUAUCUCAGAGGUUUCUGGGCUUCCUUGCUGCAUUACAGCGGCAUGUUGGCCGUGGACACUUUCCUCGUGCUCAGUGGAAUGCUGGUGGCGAUGAGCAUGCUAAGGGAGCUGGACAAAAAGGGCAAGAUCAACCCGUUGAUGUUGUAUCUGCAUCGUUACAUCCGUAUAACGGCUCCGUUAGCUGCACUUAUCCUGUUUGUGGUUUCUUUCGCGGUUUACAUGGGAGAAGGUGUUUUCUGGAAAGUGAACUUCGAUUUUCUGAAGUCAGGCUGCUUGGAGAAUAGGUGGGCUGCUCUCCUGCACAUUCAGAACUACGUGGACCCUCAGAAUAUGUGCUUGCCAUGGACGUGGUAUCUUUCCGUGGAUAUGCAGCUGUACAUCAUCGCACCGACCCUAAUCUACCCGCUGUGGCGAUACGGGAAGCGAGUACUGUUCGUCAUCGGCGGGCUUGCCGUACUAUCGAUGGCAUGCGUACUGACCACCUUCCUCGUCAACGAAUUUCGGCUGAGCUUCUUCGCCCCGGUCAUAGAUAUUCGAAGGUAUACGCUAACCUACUACGCAACGCACGCCCGAAUGGCCGUUUGGCUGUGGGGACUUGGCUUCGGAUACAUUCUUCACAAGACCAAGGAGACCGGAGUUAAUCUGCCCAAACGGUACUGGAUUGCCGGAUGGGUCGCCUGCUUUACUCUGCUGGGGUUGAUCAUCUUCUCCAACUACCAGUUCCACACCACAAAUGUCGACGAUUUUUCGCACGUGAUCGACGCUUUCUACGAACCGCUGUCUCGGUCUGUAUUCGCAGUCUGUGUAAUGUGGAUAAUCCUGGCCUGUGUGAACGGCAAGGGUGGCUUACUGGAUGAGUUCUUGGGAGCUUCCAUGUGGCAACCGCUGUCGCGAUUAUCGUUCACCAUGUACCUGCUGCAUAUUUUGCUGCUGGUGAUGGCCUCGGUUGCACCGUCCAAAACUAGCGCUUAUUUCAGCGUGAUCGAUAUGUUUUACCGGAUAUGGGGAGCCAUUGGAUUGACGACCGGUGUAACGCUGUUGUGGAGUGCUAUCUUCGAAGUUCCGUUCGGUACGCUUGAUAGGUUACUUUUGCGGAGCUGAGUGUUGUCAUUAGUUAAACGGACGGAAAGUGAUAUUAAACUUUGAAUAUGUACCAACAGAACAAAUGCUCUUAGUUUUUUUAAACUCAUAGAGAUAAUAUGAUAUUUUUUCUGUAUCUUACACAAUUAACUUGUUGUAAUAUAAUAACACGAGCCCACCAAUAUGUAUGCAGAAUUAGACCAAGUAAUUAAAUUAUU